AUGCGCACACCGUCGCUGUACAGCCAGGACGACCCCAUCUCCGCCGCCCUCAAGCCCUCGCCGACAGAGACCGAGCUUGAGCGUCAGGCGCGCCUCGAGGCUGAGGCUGAGGCGAAGAGGAUUUCGGAGCAGAUUGACGAUGACCUGAGGGAGGAGAGGGAGCGUCUCAAGCGUCGCAAGGGCGAUGUCAAGUUGCUGUUACUCGGUCAGGCGGAGAGUGGGAAAUCGACGCUGCAGAAGCAGUUCCAGCUGAUGUAUAAACCGAAUUCACUUGACCAGGAGCGCGCAUCCUGGACGACGGUCAUCUAUUUCAACGUUGUUCAUUCGCUGAAGCAUAUCUUAUCGACGCUGGACGUUUGGGAGGACUCGUUGGACGGUGCGGAUGUAAACUAUGACGACUCGGCACGCCGGACGAAUGGUUCGACAACGCCGAGAGACGAGUCGGCCGACGGGCCCAAGAACAAUGCUGUUCAGAUCGCCAAUUUGCGGAGAAGAUUAUCACCUCUGAUCGCCACGGACGAGCAGCUGGCGAACCGGCUAACAGGCGGUAUCACGGUCUCGGGGUCUGGCAAGGGUUCGGUCUAUGUGCGAUCAGGGUGGCAGGCGCGGACGAUUGAGAAUGCUUUGGGCAAGGUGCGGAGGCGCCCGUCGGGGGAGGAGAAGAAGAGUCAGGAGGGGCUUGUGCAUGAGCACCAAGACCCGCUGGUGCAGGAAGUCGGGAGGAUGCUCCAGCUUUGCGAAUCUGAUAUCCAGGAAUUGUGGAAUCACCCCACCGUCAAGGGUCUCAUGGCCAAACGCAAACUCAAGCUCGACGAGUGGUCGGAAUUCUUCCUCCGAGAUAUACAUCGUGUUGCUGCACCGGAUUACAUCCCAACGACCGAUGACAUUCUCCAUGCGCGAGUGCAGACGAUGGGAGUAGCUGAGCACACCUUCGAUGUCAAUCUCCAUGGCAAAACCGUCACAUGGCAUCUCUACGACGUCGGCGGUGCGCGGGGCCAGAGGCAUACAUGGGUACCCUACUUCGAUGAUGCGAAUGCUAUCAUCUUCGUCGCACCUGUUAGUGCGUUUGAUCAGUACCUGGAAGAAGAUCCUCGGACAAAUAGGAUUGACGAUUCGCUGCAACUUUUUACCCAAAUUUGUUCGAAUGCGUUGUUGAAGAACGUUCACUUGGUGUUGUUCCUUAAUAAGACGGAUCUCCUUAAGGCCAAGCUCGAAAAAGGUCUCAAAGUGAAGAAAUAG
Messenger RNA from Coprinopsis cinerea okayama7#130, 1239 nucleotides. Its product is annotated as guanine nucleotide-binding protein alpha-1 subunit. Gene Ontology annotation, cellular component: heterotrimeric G-protein complex. The record is from RefSeq and is a predicted model, not a curated record. Gene Ontology annotation, molecular function: G protein-coupled receptor binding; GTPase activity; guanyl nucleotide binding. The coding region runs from base 1 to 1239 and encodes 412 amino acids. Lineage: Eukaryota; Fungi; Basidiomycota; Agaricomycetes; Agaricales; Psathyrellaceae. The transcript is spliced from 7 exons. Gene Ontology annotation, biological process: adenylate cyclase-modulating G protein-coupled receptor signaling pathway.